CGCAAAUAAAGUUAUAGGACAAAAAAUGGCUUCUGAACCCGCAAGAAUUGCUACCAAUAAAACAAGCAACUCCUCCAAUGUGUCUUCCAUUAAUGUUCCACCAAAUGGGAGGCAAAGCCGCAAGAUUGAUAAUAUCAUAUUGGCCCCACAUUCUGAAAACAAAAUAUUGUUCUCACCCAUGGUUAAAUCCUUCCAAUUCAAUGAAUUGAAGAAUGCAACCAGAAAUUUCAGACUCGAUAGUCUUCUCGGAGAGGGAGGAUUUUGUUACAUGUUCAAAGGAUGGAUUGAUGAACAUACCCUUACCACUGUGAAACAUGGUUUCAGCAUGGUUGUUGCUGUGAAGAGAUUAAAGCCAGAAGGUUUUCAAGGUCACAAGGAGUGGCUGACUGAAGUUAAUUAUCUCGGGCAACUUCACCAUCCGAACCUGGUAAAGCUUAUCGGUUAUUGCUAUCAAGGCGACCAUCGACUACUGGUGUAUGAGUUCUUGCCCAAAGGCACCUUGAAAAAUCAUCUAUUUAGAAGGUUGUGAUUGGUUUUGGAGCUUGUAGAAUCUACUGGUGUGACCCACAGACUAACAUGCUGGUGCAACUGCUAUAUGCAAUGGUGCAGCCCCUCCAUGUCGUUAUUAGAACAUGCUGGAGCACCUGAAGUUUAUUUUCGACUUCUUUCAGGCUUAUUGUGUGUAAUUGUAUUAUAGGUUGCAUUGUGUUGUUGUGUUAUUACUUCUGAAUACGAGUGAUAUUUUACUCAUACACUUUAUCAAUGAAAAUAUUAUCUUUUUACUUGAAUGAUAAAGUUUAGAAACUAGUGUAGUAUUUUAGAAAUUGUUUAGUUUAGC
Messenger RNA from Cuscuta europaea, 838 nucleotides. NCBI's taxonomy places the organism in Eukaryota, Viridiplantae, Streptophyta, Magnoliopsida, Solanales, Convolvulaceae. The record is from the annotation of a GenBank genome assembly.